This is a messenger RNA of Fusarium redolens, 1536 nucleotides long. RefSeq lists its product as uncharacterized. The coding region runs from base 400 to 1242 and encodes 280 amino acids. The record is from RefSeq and is a predicted model, not a curated record. The transcript is spliced from 2 exons. NCBI's taxonomy places the organism in Eukaryota, Fungi, Ascomycota, Sordariomycetes, Hypocreales, Nectriaceae.
GGGUUCCAGAGGGGAUGAAAAUUGGUUACAAGUCGCUCCAAUUGUGGAUAGUGAUUGGACAAAUUACGUUGAAUCUUCGCCGUUGCGCAGGGGCUAGGCCCGGUGAUAAAGUGGGACCAGAGUCCAUAGAGCGCCUUCAUUGGCCCGUUUAACCGCUGCUUUCUGAGCCAAUUUGGUUGCCAAGAAGCCCCGAUUGGUAUUCCUACCAAUUCCUGUGAAUUCCAAGAACGUUGAUUCCUUAAGUAUGAAAGUGCCCUUGUCCUUCAUGACAGUCGUUCUUCUGAAAAUAAAAGAGGGUAAGGAUGCAUAGCGAUUUCAAAGGGAAUCUCGAAGCAUAAGUGUGCGAAUGCUACCCUCUUUCAAACAUAUCUGGUUGACGGUUUUGUAGUGAGCGGUCCAAUGGUGAAAAUGUCUGACGAUCAAACUGCAAACCCGCCGCCAAUGCAGCCGGUCAUCUUGUCCAUGGAAGUGGACGAUGACGAUUCAUUUGAGAGCGAAUACCGACUGCGAAUCGGAAAUCAAGUCAAAUAUCUCAUCAUCUCUCCUAGAACCUUUGACAGAGAUACACUUUCAUUCCCUAUUCAGUCCCUGCCCCGUCUUCCUUACAACGAGGAAUGGACCGUAGCCCACAUCUCGAGAGACGAAACCAGCGGCGACUUGAAGACUUCCAUCUCAAACCGAACACUAGCUGGCGUCAGAUGUCGAUGGCAUCAUAUUCGGGUUGAUUGUCUGGAGUUGGAGAAGACCAAACAGCUCACGGCGAUGGCUUUCGAAGCCGUCUCACAUUCGAUUCUUCCAAUCACCCUCCUAUCAUCAGCCACUAUAAUCGCCAAAAUAGCCCGUUUCGAGUGGGAGCUGCCUCGUAUCGAACAGGAAACAAGAGCAUAUCAGUUGCUUGAGGGUUCCGGACUGGCCCCUCGCUUCCUUGGUCAUAUCCACGAGAAUGGACGCAUCAUGGGUUUUCUCAUAGAGAAAAUAGAGGGACGCUUUGCCUCCUUUCAAGAUCUGAGCGUCUGCGAAACAGCUCUGGGGAAACUCCACGAAUUGGGACUUAUACAUGGGGAUGUGAACCGAUAUAAUUUUCUCGUCACGGAAGAGGGGGUAAAACUGCUCGACUUUGAACGUCUUCUGCAGAAUGCUCGCCCCGAGUCAAUGCGUAAGGAGUUGGAGCAUUUACGUGCCGAACUGGUUGAUGAGUCAGGACGUGGCGGAGGUUUCAUUUUCCAUGGCGAUAGCAAUUAAUAUUGUCUGAUUUGAUUUGAUUUGAUUUGAUUGAAUUAUACCGUACCUCUCUACAGCGCUGGGCGGCUCGCCACAUAUGCUUAUGGCAUUUGUCGGGGUGGAGAUUGGGUCGGGAACAGAAGUGCUAAAAUUGGGGACGUGGCGAAUAACAUGGAGGGUAAGACAAGGUAUUUUAGAACAAUUGUUGGGCUGAAGUAAGGGCAUCACCCACCUAUUUUGGCCGUUUCAUUAAUGCUGGAAACCCAAUUCAGGAACCGUUUUUUGUUUCUUGUUUAAGGAUCUCUCGAUGCCAGG